UAAGAACAGUAAUAGGCUGUUUUAGUCUCAACUGGGCGGAGAUUAGACUUUCUCAUCGAGUCAUUUGGACGGAGUUGUAUAUUUCUGUGUACUACUUCAGCGAAGGACAUAUCUACUGUAAGGCAGCAAACCCAUAAGAAGAGACCUCGUGAUCGGAUACAAACACUCGGAUUUUACUAGUUACUUUUCCAGUAACUAUUUUCUUUAUCCCGUUUGAGGAUGUUUUCCUUCGGCCACCCAAAAAGGAUGAGACGCACGUUUUGAAAACUGUGAAUGGCACAACGCGUCUUUAAGUCCAGUUAUUACUGUCAGAUGCUGAGUGGUCUCAAGAACUAAGAGUUCGUUGCAUUUCUUGUUUGGAUUCUGUUGUUCAUAUUGGUAAAAUAAUGCAGCAUCCACUGGAGAUUGGAGCCCAUUACUAUCCGCCAGAUGUUCAUCAGGACAACCGAUCACACCGAUACAGGAGUUUCAUGAUCGAGGAGAUUCUGACUGACCACCCAGACCCCAAGGUGUCUACCCCGGCAGGGGAGCUACUCAAGUUUGGAGUACAAGCUCUUUUAUCGGCACGGCCCUACCACAAUCAUUUAGUCUUGAAGGCCGAUCAGACAAGUAUCCUUAAGUUUCCAAUGUCACCACUGUCAUGUUCACUCGGCGCGCCUUUGGGUUCUGCUCUCCUAUCCGGGGCGUCGGGUCUGCAAGUCGGCUCCGCUUCUCAUCACCUGCCGCUGGACCUCCACCUUCGCAGUAAACUGGACCCCGGGGGAGACGGAGGGAACAAAUCAAAGAAGGGCAGGAGAAGCCGAACUGUCUUUACUGAAUUGCAGCUCAUGGGCCUGGAGAAAAGAUUUGAGAAGCAAAAGUACCUGUCAACGCCUGACAGAAUAGACCUCGCAGAAUCACUGGGCCUUAGUCAACUGCAAGUAAAAACAUGGUAUCAGAACAGAAGAAUGAAGUGGAAAAAAAUUGUCUUACAAGGUGGCGGACUGGAGUCGCCAACAAAACCUAAAGGGCGACCGAAGAAAAAUUCAAUUCCCACAAGCGAGCAGCUCUCAGAACAGGAAAGGUCACGAGACACCGACCGUCAGUCAGAUGGCUCCUCCUCAUCCCAUUCUGAUGUCAAUCAAGAGGAAUAGAUGUGGUGCACAUCCGUUUUCCCCAAUGCGAACUGACUAUUGCCUCUAGGAUGUAUCAAAGUAUUUUUGGAUGGGUAUAUCCAUGAAAGUCAGCAGUUUGGCACUAAAGACUAUUAUAGGCCUACCAUAUGUGGUAGAAUGUGUUAUACAUUAUAUCACUUUUUUUUCUUCAAAGUCAGUUCCACACAACCAAGGGUUCCUACAGCUUGGCGCGAUGAACUGGUUUUCCCCUAACCAUUUUGAAAGGAGGGGACAGAAACACUGGUCAGUAGGUCAACUCUUUCUUUCCAUUCAAGGAUGCUAUUGACUUCCAUUUAAACACGCUUUGUUCCUAGUCUCUUUCUAUGUCUUUUUGAAGAAAUGAUUGAAUAUUAUUAAAUAUGUUU
Anguilla anguilla (European eel) is the source of this 1519-nucleotide messenger RNA. It is a transcript of the gene barx1, whose product is annotated as BARX homeobox 1. Gene Ontology annotation, molecular function: DNA-binding transcription factor activity, RNA polymerase II-specific; DNA binding. Bases 387 to 1133 code for a protein of 248 amino acids. Gene Ontology annotation, biological process: regulation of DNA-templated transcription. The record is from RefSeq and is a predicted model, not a curated record. The transcript has 4 exons. NCBI's taxonomy places the organism in Eukaryota, Metazoa, Chordata, Actinopteri, Anguilliformes, Anguillidae.